GUUUUCUAUGAAUCGUUCCAACAGCCAGAUUGAGCUGAGACCAUGUGUUCUUACCUCAGACUUCAGAGCGGAAACACGAGAAGGGAAAAGGAAUCGGAAGGGAACUGGGCGACGGUGGCCGAGACGGGUCCAAUCUGAUGAGCCUGCGCUGCGCCUCCCGGAGGGUUGCGCCUGCGCAUUGUGGUGGUCUCCACGGCGGGGCCUCGGAGCCAAGACGAGGUAUGGUGAGACCAACAGACAAAGAGACGAUUGCCAUUGGGAAGACAGCCCAUUUUUCACAGUUCUCGAAAGGAGUGGGCAUGCUAUACCACCAAGUGCCAACAAUAACACCAAGCGUCUGACCUGUAUGGACUCUGGGGAUCCUUCCCUUGGACAAAAUGAUCCCCCUAACAUUUUGCCCGUUACUGCUCCUGAAACACACGAUCCACUCACAUCACACAAUAUACCAGAGACACUGACUGACACACAGGCCCUUCACGAAGAGCAAUUUCAUCUUUUGGACCAAAAUGGGCAGCCUAUUCAAUAUGACCUUCAGUCUUUGGGAAAUUCUACUGCACAAAUGACAGGGAUGGAGCAAGUGGUUAUACCUCAGGAGUCGUUUGCAGACGUGUGUAGUCCUCCAGAUGUCUCUGAAGAGAAGCCCAUUGGUGGGAGUUUGCCAGCUGUAAGCACAGAUGCUCUAGAAGACAGCGCCAGUAGCUACAGUCUUCACUCACAAGCAUCCCUCGGGGGACCCAGAAAGUCAGGGACCAGAACUCUUGAAGAACCUUUGCUGGCCCCUCUCCAGCCACUUUCUUGUAACACACCCAUGUGGGCCUGCCGUCUUAGGAGUUGUGAGACUGUCAUCGGUUGGUUUUGGUGCACAGGAAGUCGAGCUGUGGUAAUGGAGUGUCAGUAUGGACCAAGGAGAAAAGGUUUUCAGUUAAAAAAAAUCAGCGAGCAAGAAAGUAGGUCUUGUCAUCUCUACAAAGCUACUUGUCCAGCCAGGAUAUACAUUAAAAAGGUACAGAAAUUUCCUGACUAUAGAGUACCUACUGACCCCCAGAUUGAUAGGAAGACAAUCCGGAUGGAGCAGGAGAAAGCCUUCACCAUGCUGAAGAAGAACCUGGUGGACGCGGGCGGUGUCCUUCGGUGGUAUGUGCAGUUACCUACGCAGCAAGCUCACCAGUAUCAUGAACCAGAGACUCCCGGUGUCCCUUUGUCACCGUCACCUUUCCCUAUGUCUCCUCUUGAGGAAGAGGAGGCUAUAAUCAGAGAUGAGAACUGUGCGUUGCCCUCUCGUCUCCACCCGCAAGUAGCGCAUAAGAUCCAGGAGUUAGUGUCCCAGGGAGUGGGGCAAGUGUAUGCAGUGAGGAAGCAGCUAAGAAAAUUUGUGGAAAGAGAACUGUUCAAACCUGAUGAGGUACCUGAAAGACAUAAUUUAUCUUUUUUUCCAACUGUAAAUGAUAUAAAAAAUCAUAUCCACGAGGUACAGAAAUCCUUGCAGACUGGAGAUGUGGUAUAUAACUCAGAGAUUAUUCCAGCAACGCUUCAGUGGACUACAGAUAGUGGAAAUAUCCUCAGAGAGACUGUAACAGUUACAUUUGCAGAAGGAAAUUUACUAAAAGAGCCGAUUACCAGCAAAAUGGGGACAAGUCAGACACAAACUUCUUUGUCUCCAGAACCACUUCCCUUGCUCUCCCCACUUUCUUCAUUUCAACCCAAAAUAUUUACACAUUUACAGGCUUUGAAGUUGCAGCCAAGACUCUCCUCUCCUGAUGGAUCCCAAGCUUUGGUGGCAGUAAAUAGCCAUCCAUCCUCCAGUCCCCCCGGCCUUGAUACGGCAGGAAAUGCUGAAGCCAAUAACCACUCUCUACUGCUCGGCCAGAGUCAGAACCUUGGAACAGACACUUGCCUACCCCAGAACAGCAGCACGGCCUCUCCCUCUCCCAUGGGCAGUCUUCCGGAGUCAGUUCAGAGCCUAGUUGCAGUGGAUCAGCUGGUGGGAGGUGAGGAUGCUGAGGAUGCUGGGAAUCUGGAAGGAAAUGUAAAGAGGACUCUGCUGGGAGAUGCACACACCAUUCCAAUACACAUCCUAGACAGCCAUCCAGCUCUUGUUGAAGAAGAUACUCUGUCCAUGAACCAAGUUAAACAAGAACCCACUGAGCCAACACUGUCUACAGAAGCAGAGACUUUGCUGGGCUGUAAAAAUGUGUCUGCUACAUAAAUACUUCAAGUUGUUCAGAAUUUACAGCUCUGGCCCCUUGUGAUGUCUUAGAAGGUGAAGAUUGUCAGGGCACGGUAUAUCACUGGACCAGAGUGGAUGAUGGGCAGUUUUGACUUAAAAUUCAAAUAUUUGUUGCCAAUUCUAUAUUUGUAUUUCCCUUAAGAAAUAUUUUACUUUA
Molecule: messenger RNA, 2384 nt
Organism: Rattus rattus (black rat)
Lineage: Eukaryota; Metazoa; Chordata; Mammalia; Rodentia; Muridae
Gene: Carf
Product: calcium responsive transcription factor
Exons: 14
Coding region: 8-2206 (732 amino acids)
Biological process (GO): regulation of transcription by RNA polymerase II
Cellular component (GO): nucleus
Molecular function (GO): RNA polymerase II cis-regulatory region sequence-specific DNA binding; DNA-binding transcription factor activity, RNA polymerase II-specific
Source: RefSeq, a predicted model, not a curated record